UGACCUGUGUCCCAAAUCGCCGAUCGCUCCGCACAUGAAUCCGCUAGACCACAGUCCGAGGUCCGAAUAAAGUCAUGGUGAUUGGCCGGGUAAGGCUCAAGUGUAAACUGUCUGGGAUCGUAGUAUUACCACGCGGGCAUAUGCUGGCCUACGCCGGUCCAGUACCUGAACAACACGUGGUGCUCGUCGUGUUUUGGUCGUGAUCGAGUUCCUGGGCAUGAACGUGGAUAGCUACACGAACCAGUACCUCUUCCUCUUCGGCUUCGACUUCGACUUCGUCCUUUUGAGCGCAUACUUGGUGCAGGGCUCGCAGUUCUCCAUAUCCCGGCACCUCCUCACGACUGCGCCGAUGUACAAGUACGCGAACCCCUGGCUGUCCGUCUUCACAGGCAAGGACAAGCUCCUCUUUGCGUCCAAGACCACGUCGCUGCUCAAGCACAGCUACCCGCUCGUGCUCGUGGAGCAGGGCGCGAACCCGGAUCUGGACACCAUCUCGCACCUGUUGCAGUACACGGUCGUGUGCUUGCACAUGCUGCUGGUCCUGUACUUCGUCAACAUGUUUUCGAGAGCUGCUCCGUGCCCGCCGUCUUGUGCUGCAUCCCCACCUCGUCCUGGCUCACGUCCAACAACACACUCCCGCACUGCCUCCAGGACAGGUCGACACGAAGAUCUCCGCCCCCACCACCCUCGCCACGUCCAACCACAACUUGCUGUCAGACAUGCACACAACCGAGCACGCCGUCCCGCCCUUCACCUUGUCCAGGUCCACGCACACGAGCCCAUUCUUGGCCGAGUUGCAGGUCUCAGGCCCGAUCGUGGUCCCCUCUUGCACUUGGUGUAGGUCUUGGUCACGGACAGGCACAGCAUCCAGUAGCUGUUCGGCAUCGUGUGCCCGCUCCUCUACGUGACCCAGAACUGGACCGUGUUCACGACCAGGUGCGAGACUGGACGUAGGACGUGAGGCAGAAGUGGAUUAUGCACCGGACCCCGUCCAAGAUGCGGAACGAGACCGAGCCGCUAUGCAGGCUGAACACUCGAUGAAAAUCGAAUUCGGGUACCCACUCACGACGUCGACCGA
Baudoinia panamericana UAMH 10762 is the source of this 1078-nucleotide messenger RNA. RefSeq lists its product as uncharacterized. Lineage: Eukaryota; Fungi; Ascomycota; Dothideomycetes; Mycosphaerellales; Teratosphaeriaceae. Bases 218 to 841 code for a protein of 207 amino acids. The record is from RefSeq and is a predicted model, not a curated record. The transcript has a single exon.